Molecule: messenger RNA, 2441 nt
Organism: Crotalus tigris (Tiger rattlesnake)
Lineage: Eukaryota; Metazoa; Chordata; Lepidosauria; Squamata; Viperidae
Product: zinc finger protein 345-like
Exons: 3
Coding region: 45-2093 (682 amino acids)
Biological process (GO): regulation of transcription by RNA polymerase II
Cellular component (GO): nucleus
Molecular function (GO): RNA polymerase II transcription regulatory region sequence-specific DNA binding; DNA-binding transcription factor activity, RNA polymerase II-specific
Source: RefSeq, a predicted model, not a curated record
CAGCUUCUGGAGGAGUUGCCACGGAUAUAGCUGUGUUUUUCUCCAUGGAGGAAGGGGCCCUGGUGGAUGCUGAGGAAAAAGCCCUGCACCAAGAGGUCAUGCUGGAAAACGCAAAGAAUAUGGCCUCCUUAGGUGGUGAUGUGAAGAUAGAGGGUUCUAGCCAAGCAGUGGCAACACCUUUUCUAACAGUCAAAAAGGAAGAUGCGGAAAAGAUGAGUGAAAAGGAAAGGCUUGUGGAAAAGGAGGAGCUGAAGAAAUACUCUAGUUUCCAGUGUGCAGAUAUCGGCUCUCUCUUGCACAGUGAUGAUCCCCAAGAAAAAGGAGCAUGUCCAGGGUGCGGAAAAAUACCCAGAGAUGAAUUGGGAUUAUGUGAUUGUGUAGAGAAACAAAGUGAAAGCGGGGAAUGCUCGAGAAGGACCCUUCCUCUUACUUUUCAUCAGAAAAUACAAGAAGGAGAUAAACUGUACAAAUGCACGGAGUAUGUGGAAAACUUCGGUACAAGCCAUUCCCUCACAUCCCAUAAAAACAUUCCCAAAACAGGGGCUCCAUACAAAUGCCUGGAAUUUGGAGAAAACAUCAGUCAGAAAAGUCACCUGAAUUCCCAUCAGAGGAUCCACAAAGGGAGGAAGCGGCAUCAAUGCAUCACCUGCGGAAAGAGCUUCGGAAGGAGCACCUCUCUAACUUCCCAUCAAUGCAUCCACAGCAAGGAGAAGUAUCAAUUCAGGGAGGGUAGAAUGAAGCUUACCCAGAGCCAGGAACAGAAUUCCUGGAAAAAAAAACCCACUGGGAAUGAUUCAUGUAAAUGCCUGGAAUGUGGGAAGAGCUUCCGUUCUGCAACUCACCUCACUUAUCAUAAUAGGAUCCAUUCUGGGGAAAAACCAUAUCAUUGCACAGUGUGUGGAAAGAGCUUCACCCAAAAUGGCAAUUUCAAUUUACAUAAGAGGAUCCAUACCGGAGAGAAGCCGUAUAAAUGCACAGAGUGUGGAAAAUGCUUCAAGACCCCCGGUGCCCUUACUUCUCAUAAGACAAUUCACAUGGGGGAGAAACCCUAUGAAUGCCUGGAGUGUGGGAAAAGCUUUGCCAGAAGCGGUACUCUAAUCUUACAUAACAGGUUCCAUAAAGGGGAGAAACCUUAUAAAUGCCUGCACUGUGGAAACAACUUUAGUCAAAAAGUGCAUCUUCAGUCACACGAGAGGAUCCACACAGGGGAAAAACCAUUUCAAUGCAUGGAGUGUGGAAAGAGCUUCCGUGCCUCAGAAAAACUUACUGCCCAUCGCAGAAGCCACACGGGGGAAAAGCCCUUUCAAUGCCUGCAAUGUGGAAAGCGCUUUGCCAGUUCUGGUGGCUUUUAUGCCCACGAACGGAUCCACACAGGGGAGAAACCGUACAAAUGCCUGGAGUGUGGAAAGAGCUUCCGCAAAUCCAGCCACCUAACUUCCCAUAACAAUAUCCACACUGGAGAGAAACCAUAUCAAUGUUCCGAAUGUGGAAAGUGCUUUAAUCAAACAAGUAACCUUAAUAAACAUAAAAGGAUCCACACAGGGGAAAAGCCUUAUAAGUGCACCGAAUGUGACAAAUGCUUCACCGGCUCGGGGGGCCUUGUUUGCCACAAAAGGACCCACACCGGAGAGAAACCAUACGAAUGCAAGGAAUGUGGAAAAGGCUUUGGUCAAAAAAGAACUUUAAUAAUACAUUACAGAAUCCACACAGGGGAGAAACCAUACAAAUGCACAGCGUGUGGAAAGAGCUUCAGUGAUCCUCAAGAACUUGUUUCCCAUGAAAGGAUCCACACUGGGGAAAAACCCUAUAAGUGUGUAGUGUGUGGAAGGGGCUUUAGGACUUCCCGUGACCGUGGUUCCCACAAGCGGACCCACACAGGUGAAAAGCCAUACCAAUGUGGGGAGUGUGGAAAAUGCUUUAGUCAAAAUACUUCCCUUCACAUGCAUAGAAGAAUUCACUCAGGAGAGAAACCAUAUAAGUGUAUGGAGUGUGGAAAAUGCUACAGUCGUAGUGGUGCUUUUAACUACCAUAGGAGGACACAUACUGGUGAGAAACCAGAUAAAAGAGUUGAACGUAGAAAAGUAAUUAGUUAGAAUCAGUCACAUAAAAUCGGUAGAAAGAUUCAUUCACCGAAGAUGCCAUUAAAUGUAUCAAGCGUGGAAAGAGUUUUUUUUUUAAAAAAAAAUAAAACUUUAUUUUUCUUGUUAAAGGAUUUGCUCAUUGGAGAAACUACUAUGAAUAUCUCAAGGUGAUAAAGUGCUUCGGUGCCUCUUGUUUGCUUAUUCCCAUAAAUUGAUUUAGCUGGAAGAAACCGUAGAAAUACAUUGAAUGUUGAAAGUGUUUCUGAAGCACCAGAAACCUUACUUUCCAUACGUCUAUGGAGAUUCUCAGUCAUCCAGAUCAUGGUUGUCCCAAAGGUGCUUUUUCAGGAGGCAAUUGGA